GGUGCUCAGAAGGACCAACGAGGUUAGAGCUUCGUAAGCUAGAGCGGGGAAGCUCCGCUUACGAACAGCAAGCCUUAUGAUCAGCAUCUUGGUCAUGGGAUCUGUUGUCCUUUGCUUGCAAACUUACAGACAGUUCCGUCAUACCACAGCUACAAUUUUAUCUGACACCUCGUGUUCUCCUGCACAAUGCCCUCUCCACCAAGGAAGAGGAUAGUAUUUACGGGCGGUUCUGGAGUCGCCGGACGUCAUGUAAUUGAGAAGUUGCUUAGCUUCGGCCAUGAGAUACUCAACGUGGAUGCGACACCUCUAGACAAUCCCAAUGUACAUACUUUGAAGGCCGAUCUUACAGACGGCGCGCAAGCUUUCAACAGCCUGUCUUGUCACUUCAAGAUCAGCGAACCCUUCAUGGAGCCAGUCAAAACACCGGAUGCCAUCGUACAUUUUGCUGGUAUCCCCCAACCCAUGCGCCUCCCCGACAACGAAACCUACCGCAUCAACACCCUCAGCUCCUACAACAUCCUCGAAUCCGCCUGUAAGCUCGGCAUCCGCAAGAUAAUCCUCGCCUCCAGCCUCACCACCUAUGGCGUCACCUAUGCCGAAGGCUCCACAUCCUACGCCCACUUCCCUAUCACAGAGUCCACACCAACAACCCCCAUGGACGUCUACGCCACUAGUAAACUCUGCAUGGAAACUACCGCCGCGUCAUUCGCACGCCGGUUUCCUGGUGUAGAUAUUUACUGUUUGCGCAUCUCAGCUGUUAUCGAACCGGAGAAUCAUAUAAAGAAGUUUGAAGCAUAUUUAACCCGGCCACAGGAUUUCAAAGUGCAUGCGUGGAGUUAUACCGAUGCGAGGGAUUUGGGCAAUAUGGUACACUGUUGUUUACAGACGGAUGGGCUGGGGUACCAGGUUUUCAAUGCGGUGAAUGAUGACAUUACUAUCCCGGAGACGGAGGGCACGAGCGAGGAUUGGUUAAGGAAGGUUUGUCCCGAGACGGAGAUUCUGACAAGAAUGGGAGAGAAGGAGAGUCCGGUUUCUAAUAAGAAGAUGAAGGAUAUGUUAGGAUUUAGGGAGGAGUUUGGGUGGCGGCAGGUUUUGGGUAGAGAGGGGUAGGUUUGUAGUAGUUGGGCAUACUCCGUACCAAUGCUGUUUAUUAAUGCAAAGCACCAAGAAUACCGGAAAGUUCGGAAUCUCUUAGUUGUACCUAUAAUGUACUCCGAAGUCACUCGCUGCGCUGGAUACUACAAAAGCACAACGUGAACACCGGUG
Alternaria alternata is the source of this 1266-nucleotide messenger RNA. Its product is annotated as UDP-glucose 4-epimerase. The record is from RefSeq and is a predicted model, not a curated record. Bases 187 to 1110 code for a protein of 307 amino acids. Lineage: Eukaryota; Fungi; Ascomycota; Dothideomycetes; Pleosporales; Pleosporaceae. The transcript is spliced from 2 exons.